This is a messenger RNA of Vicia faba (fava bean), 336 nucleotides long. The record is from the annotation of a GenBank genome assembly. NCBI's taxonomy places the organism in Eukaryota, Viridiplantae, Streptophyta, Magnoliopsida, Fabales, Fabaceae.
AUGGGGCUUCUACCAAAAUGGUUGGAGCAGGUUUUGGCAGCACUUGGAGCUGCUGCUUCUGAAGAAGAAGCAACAGAAUCAAAACUUACGGGGAAGUUGACGCCUUUUCAAUCACCGGCCAGUGAGCAAGAUGGAAGCGUCAAACUAACUGAAGAAGAGAGAAAGUCUGCAACUGCUGAUGAGAAGUUGAUUUUGGGAAUGUUCAAGCAAGAGGGAAAAUGUGACUUUGUUCCUUCGUUAGAUCUUGAUGAGUUAGGAAAUUAUGUGGCAGGUGAUGGUCAAGGAGCUAGGAAAAAGAAAAAUCCAUUUGAAGCGGAAGUUUAUCUUGCCGGUUGA